This is a messenger RNA of Meloidogyne enterolobii, 2090 nucleotides long. The record is from the annotation of a GenBank genome assembly. Lineage: Eukaryota; Metazoa; Nematoda; Chromadorea; Rhabditida; Meloidogynidae.
UUUUCCGUUAUUCCUACCCCCUUUUUGCACAGAAUGGUCAGACCUUUCCUUAAUUUUACUCAAUUUUUCUGUGGCAUGUACACUAUGAGACAGUCUUUUGUCUGACCAUGUUUUACAUACGGCAGUCCGCAAAAACUCUGCAAAAAGGGGGUAGGAUAACGGAAAAAUACUCAGACAUUCCUUAUUAACAGACCAUUACCCUAACAAUACAAUCAUUUUUCUCAUUUUCCAUAUUUUUUGUUUGUUUCAUUUUUAAAAUUCUUUUAGCAAUUUAUUUGAAAAUUAUCAUGCUUCAAAUUGUUAAAACAUUUUACGGAAACCCCAUGCUUAUUUAUGAGGGUUACAUCUUUUGGAAAGGUUACACAACAAAAAAAGGCAUAACUGUUUGGAUUUGUAAUAAAUACAAAGGAGCAGCGCAUUAUACUUCUUGCAAAUUCACUCUUCGAACUAGCGGUGAUAUUGACAAUUUAAUUAUUGAACAGGCAUUUUUUAAUCGAUUUUUGUGAGUAAUUUUAAAUUAGACUUGUGGUAAUCAUCGACACACUCCGCCAUUUACUGGAAAUUAUUAUGAAAAGUCUUUUGAGAAGCACCCAACUGCAACAAAGUCAAUAACGGAGACUCCUGUACUUCGAAGGAAGAGAGGCCGUCCAUCUACAAGAUCUAGAACAAGGGAACCAAAAAUGCCUGUAACACCAAUGAAGAGAUCGGCAACUUCUCAAUCGACAACUGGAAUAAAUAAAAAGAAUGUUAACACACCUAAACGGUCUAGAGGGAAGUCUGAAUUAAGAAGCGUCGAAUUGAUGGACUGCCCUGCAAAAAAUCUUCGAUUUUCUAAGAAAAGGGAUGAGGGAAAGGCUCUUCAACAGUCCUUACAACCUCCUGUUCUUCGAAAUGAGACAGCAGCUCCCGAACCGGCACUUCAAUUUUCUCAGUUGUAUCAGCUUCAACGAGAAAAGAUUCUUGGUUCUGGUCAAUUUGGAACUGUUUUUAGUGCUGUACAUAGACAUUCGAGACGGGAAGUUGCUGUGAAGAAAUCAGAGUAUUUACAUUACCUCCUAAUUUUCAAACCGACCCCAGAAAAAUAUUUUCUUGCUAUCUGCCCAGAAAUUCCAAAAUCCACUUUAUUAAAAUUUUUGAAUGUUUUUUCUAAAAUUAAAAUCCUCAUAAAAUAUUCGCAGAUGAUAGCCAAAGACCGUUUCUCAAAAAAAUCCUCAGCUGUGGAAACACUCAAAAGUGAAGUUGCUAUUUUACAAGCUGUUGAUUUUCAAGGAAUUAUUAAAUUGGAAAGUAUGUUUGAGACAAAAGAUAAAAUAUUUGUUGUUAUGGAGAAAAUGAAUGGAGAUAUGUUGGAAUUAAUUUUAAGUCAGGCGUCUGGUCGUCUUAAUGAACGUUCAGCUAAAUUUUUGAUUAUGCAGAUUUUGAGAGCCCUUCGUUAUCUUCACUCUAGAGGAAUUGCACAUUGCGAUUUGAAGCCGGAAAAUGUUCUGCUUUCUGACUUCAAAUCAAAUUUUCCACAAACAAAACUUUGCGAUUUUGGCUAUGCUCGUUUUAUUGGAGAAACUCAAUUUAGAAAGACAAUUGUUGGAACACCUGCAUAUUUGGCACCUGAAGUACUUAAAAAGAAAGGUUACAAUAAAUCGUUGGAUAUGUGGUCUGUCGGUGUUAUUGUUUAUGUAACCCUUUCUGGUACUUUUCCUUUCAAUGAAAAUGAGGAAAUUACUGACCAGAUACAGAAUGCAGAAUUUAUGUUUCCUUCAAAUCCUUGGAGAGAAAUUGGCCGCGAGGCAAUUGAUUUAAUUCAGCAAUUACUUAAAGUUCAGAUUGAAGAACGCCUUAAUAUUGACGAAUGCAUUGCUCAUCAAUGGCUUCGUGACCCACAAACCUAUUAUGAUUUGUUUUGCCUUGAGAAACGUUUGGGCCUUGAAAAGCGUUAUUUAACUUCUGAUUCUGAAGAUCUCAUUUGGGCGCCCCAACUUCACGCAAUGGGUCUUUUAAAAAAUGGUCAAAUUCAGUCUAUUGAAGAAACACCUACAGAACAUCCUCUUCCAUUACUUGAAAAUACAAAAACUGUUGAUAUGUCAGAAGUUUGA